GCUCCUUGAAAUUCUAAUGAGAAAUCGAAUUGAAUUUUUGGUCAAAGUCCAUCCUGUAAGCAAAUAAAUGCAUGGUUAAACGCUGAUCUUGUUGUGAAUUUGGUUCAAGAGCUUACCAAGAAAAGUGAUGAGCCCUUCUACCUUUCAAUUUGUUACGGAUGCCAACGGCAAUUAUGUCUUUGGGCAGUCUCCACCAUCUGACGAUUUUGAUCAGACCUUCAAAAAUUUCAACGAUGGGGUUAGUUCCACCAUGAAAUGGGCAACCCUAGCUUCACUUGUUUCAGGUGUGGUGAUGGUUGCUGCAAUUGUAGCCAUAGCAUAUGCCAUAAUUGAUUGCUUGAAAAAGGCAGGGACUGCAAUUCCAGGUUAUGCCAGGAUAGCCACAAAAGACACAGAUAAAGCUUCAAAUUCACAUCUAUCAUCCAUUGAUAUUGAAAAAGCAGAAACACCCCCUCUCCCAGUACUUCGGGACUCACAAGUUGAGCAUGCAACGAUGGAGAGAUUCCUCAGCAACAUGGCAAGAGAGAAGCCCAUCAGGUUCUCACCCCAGCAACUUGCAGGAUUCACAGAAAAUUACUCCACCAUAUUGGGUUCAGGUGGUUUUGGUGUAGUCUUCAAAGGCCAAUUCCCAAAUGGAGCACAAGUGGCUGUCAAAGUGCUUAAUGGUGAGUUGAAUAAGCAGGUUGAAGAGCAGUUCAUGGCAGAAGUUAGCACCAUGGGAAGAACUUACCAUGUCAACUUGGUUAGACUCUAUGGCUUCUGCUUCGACCCCACAAUAAGAGCACUUGUUUACGAGUGCAUGGACAAUGGAUCCCUAGACAAGUUCCUUUUCAGCACUAAUCAAGAGAUGGAGUGGGAGAAGCUUCAUGACAUUGCAAUUGGAACGGCAAAAGGAAUAGCUUAUCUGCAUGAGGAAUGCCAAGAAAGAAUCAUUCACUACGAUAUAAAGCCAGCAAAUGUACUUCUUGACAAAAAUUGGAAUCCGAAAGUUGCGGAUUUUGGUCUAGCAAAGCUUUGCAAUAGAGGAAACAGUAACUUACUACUAACAAAAGGCAGAGGGACACCGGGAUAUGCUGCCCCGGAGCUAUGGAAGCCUUAUCCUGUGACUCACAAGUGCGAUGUUUACAGCUUUGGAAUGCUGCUCUUCGAAAUUGUCGGGAGGAGAAGAAAUUUUGAUGAUAAUCAGAACGAGUCACGACAAUGGCUUCCAAGAUGGACGUGGGACAUGUUUGCGAAUAAUGAAUUAGCCGUUAUGGUGUCGCUAUGCGGGAUUGAAGAGAAGAACCGAGAGAAGGCAGAGAGGAUGGCAAUGGUGGCUCUGUGGUGCGUUCAAUAUUCAGCAGAUGACAGACCUCUCAUGAGCACUGUGGUGAAGAUGUUGGAGAGAAGCAUGGAUAUUACUCCACCGCCUUUUCCUUUUGAACAACUUGUAUCUCCUGGACCAACUAUGAACCUGCAUAACGGAACUCAUGAGGAUUCCGAUACUUCAUCAUCAUGGACAAACACUCUUGAGAAAUCAAAUGUCAAAUCUAUGCAUAACGCCUUAGAGAUUGAACUGGCUUCUUAGAUCUUUAGACUCCAAAUUCAUUGAUUGUUGUAUAUCUAUCUAUCUAUCUAUCUGUAUGCGGACACCUAACAUUCUUCAUUAUUGUUUACACGCAUUGAUGUACUGUGUAAUGUUUCUCGGGUUAAUUUGUGAUUGAUACGGUGAGUAAUGUUGUGGAGAGGCGUGGUGGUAGUAGAGG
Molecule: messenger RNA, 1745 nt
Organism: Corylus avellana
Lineage: Eukaryota; Viridiplantae; Streptophyta; Magnoliopsida; Fagales; Betulaceae
Product: rust resistance kinase Lr10-like
Biological process (GO): protein phosphorylation
Molecular function (GO): protein kinase activity; ATP binding
Source: RefSeq, a predicted model, not a curated record